AUGGAAGAAUUAGAAAUUUUAAGAAAAAAGUUAUAUUCAAUUCAAAGACAAGAUAAUACUCAAAAAUUAUCAGAAAGGAAUUGUAUUGAAAUAAUAGUUAAAAUGAUUGAUUUGAAAAUGAUUGAUAUAAUUCAUUCAUUAGAUGGCAAAGAAUAUAUAACACCAAAACAAUUAGAGAAUGAAAUUAAAGAUGAAAUUUUAAAAUGUGGUGGUAGAGUUGUAGUUUGUGAUCUUCAAUCAAUACUAUCGAUUGAUAUCAUUCAUAUUGAAGAAGCUUUAGAGAAAUUAAAAAAACGUGAUAAAUCAAUUCAAAUCUAUCAAGGUGAAAUUAUGACUCGUUAUUAUUUAGAUUCAAUCCUACAAGAAAUUCAAGAACAACUUCAAGAAGUUGGUAAACUUCAUAUAAAUGAUUUAUCAAAUAGAUUUUCAAUUGGUGUUGAUUUUUUAAUUAAUUUAAUUGAACAAAAUUUAAAAAAAUUUAACCGUUCAUUAAAUAAUUCAACAAAUAAUAAUAAUAAUAAUAAUAAUAUAUUAUUAAAAAAUAUUAUAUUUGAUAAUCAAGAAGUACUUUAUACUCAAUCACAUAUUAAUAGACAUUAUCAUAAAGUUAUUGGACUAUUCUCAUCAAUUACUCAACCAAUUUUAAUUAAUAAUGUAAUUAAACAACAUCAAAAUCAUUAUCAAUUAAAUGAAAGAUUAGUACGUCAACAAUUACAAGAAUUAAUUGAAAAUAAAAGAAUCAAUGGUUUCAUUCAAGGUAAAGCUAGUAAUGCUGAAUUUAUUCCAACCAUUUUCUCACAAUCUAGAUUAAAAUGGAUUGAUUCAUUCUAUCAUCAAAAUCAAUUCAUAACAUUUGAUUCAGUUUCAAAAUUACAAAUUAAUGAACCUCAAUCAUUUUUAAAAAAUACUUUUACUGAUGGUUUAUUAUUACAUUCUUGUUUUAUUCAUAAAUCUUUAAUUGAUAAAAUUGAUGAUAAUAUUAUUGAAAUUAUUGAAAAUUCAAAUUGGUUAGAUUUAAUUCCAUUAUUACCACCAUUAACAGAUAAAGAUAUUUCAAUGAUUGUUUCAAAUUGUCCAAAUAUGAAAACAAAUAAUGCAAUACUUUUAGGUAAUAGUUUUAUAAUUAGUAAAUCAUUUGUUGAUCGUUGUUUUACAUUACUUCAAAAAACUAUUCAAGAAAGAAUGGAAAAACAACAAUUAAUUUUAGAAAAUAUAGCUUCUUCAAAUAUUAAAAAACAACAACAAUCAAAAUCUGAAAUUAUUGAUCAAAAAAUUGAAACAACAACAACAACAACGACAACAACUCAACCAUCAAAAAAGAAAGAUAAUUUAAUUAAUUCAGAUGAUGAUGAUAAUCAAGAUAAUAAUAAAAAAUCAUCAAAAGGUAAAAAUAAAAAAUCAAAACAACAACAAUCAUCCAUACAAAAAUUAAUUAAUGAUUCAGAAGAUGAUUAUAAAGUUUAUAAUAAAAAACAAGAAAAUAAUAAUAAUAAUAAAAAAGUUGAUCAUUUAAAAGAAAUUAAUCAAUUAUUAAGUAAAUGGUAUGAAAAUAUGGAAGAGGAAUUAGUUGAAUCAUUAUCACAAUAUCUUAGACCAUUAGUUAAUCAAUCUUGGGAAUCAAUGGUUAAAGAAGCUAAAGAGAAAUUAGAAAAUGAAACACAAAAACAAAGAAAACAACAACUUCAACAAUUAAAUAGUCAAUUCUUUUCUUUAUAUAAUAGUUUUUUAUUAUUUAGAAAGGGUUUACAAUCUUUAAACGACGCUGAUGAUGAUAAUGGAAAAACAAUUAUAGCAUUAGAAAAACAUUUAUUAAAAACAGUUGGAAUAAAUAUAACAAAUCUAUUGAUUGAAAUUAAUGCAAACUAUCAUAUGUUAGAUAAAACUACAUUUGAAACUCCCUCUGAACGUUCUUUAAUCCUUUCACAAUUUCCACCACAAUUAUCAAAAAGUUUUGAAAAAUUAAUUCAAUCUUUAAAUAAAUCAACUUUAAAUGAUUUCAUUGAUUCAUUAGAAAAUGUUUGUUCUCAAUCUCAAAUUAAAUUAAAAUCUUUAGAUAAAAAAUUAGAAAAACAAUUAUUAAUUGAAAAUCAAAAUGAAUUAGAAGAACAAUUUUUAAAUGAAAUAGAUGUCGGUAAUCAAUUCCAAAUUAUUGUAAAUUUAAUGUAUAUUAGAUAUAAAAAUAAUUACAUUUUCUCCCCACCACGUUUAAUUGGUAAACUUGUAUCAACUUUAGUUAUGGACACUUCAAUUGAUAAAGAAAUUAUAACAAGAUUAACAAAACUUCAUCAAGAAAUUGUAAAGUUAAUUACAAAUAAUAAAUUAUCAAAUCAAGAUAAUGAUAAUGAUAGUACUGAAUUGAAUGAUCAUAUAAAAUUCUUUAAAGAUUUAAUUUUAAACUAA
This is a messenger RNA of Dictyostelium discoideum AX4, 2400 nucleotides long. RefSeq lists its product as hypothetical. Gene Ontology annotation, molecular function: UFM1 ligase activity. Bases 1 to 2400 code for a protein of 799 amino acids. The record is from RefSeq and is a predicted model, not a curated record. The transcript has 3 exons. NCBI's taxonomy places the organism in Eukaryota, Evosea, Eumycetozoa, Dictyosteliales, Dictyosteliaceae. Gene Ontology annotation, biological process: protein ufmylation.